AUGGCGACGAAGCACACCAAGGUCCUCAUUAUCGGCGCCGGCGCGAGCGGUAUCAUUGCGGCUGACAGCCUCAAGGUCCGCCUGGGGGUGGACGACUUUGUCGUUGUCGAGAAGACGCGCGCGGUGGGCGGAACGUGGAGCGAGGAGAUUAACAACUAUCCUGGCUGCGGCGUCGACAUCCCGUCCCACUUCUACAGCUUCAGCUUCAACCCCAACCCUGCCUGGUCACACACGUACUGCCGGCACGACGAGCUGGCGGCGUACAUGAACAGCACGGUGGACAAGUUUGGGCUGCGGCCGCACUUCCGCCUGGGCACCGAGGUGGUGUCUGCCACAUGGACGACGAAGGACGCCGCCGUCAAUCCAUUCUGGCGCGUAGUCGUGCGCGACGCGAGCGGGACGUACACUAUCCACGCGGACAUUGUCGUCUCGGCCGUUGGCAUCCUCUCGACACCGAAGGAGUUGGCUCUGGAGGGCUUGGAGUCGUUCCAAGGCCGAUACUGGCACUCGGCGCAGUGGGACACGUCGUACGACUGGCGCGGCAAACACAUCGCCGUCGUCGGGAACGGGUGCAGCGCGACCCAGAUCAUCCCCGACAUGCUCGCGGACGGCGUGGGGUCUAUCACGCAGUUUGGCCGCAGUAGCCAGUGGUACAUGCCGCGCGAGGACCCGGCCAUCCCGGCCUGGCAGCAGUGGUGCUACGCCAACAUACCGCUAUAUCUGACCCUCACGCGGUUCUGGCACUACUACAAGGUCGACGCGGAGAGCAUCACGCUGGAAACGAGCGCGCGGGCCAAGCCGUGGGUCGACAAGCUGGCCGCCAAGGGCAUUGCGCACAUCAAGGCGACGGCGCCGCCGCAGCUCGUGGACGACCUCAUCCCCGACUCGGUGGUCGGGUGUAAGCGCCGCGUAAUGGACGGCACGAACAAGGGGUCGUAUCUCGCUCCACUGUCCAACCCGCGCCUGACGCUGGUGCCAAGCCGCGCAGUCAAGGCCGACGCAACGGGCAUCAUCGCUGCGAGCGGGACGCGCGCAGACGCGGACGCCGUUGUCUUCUGCACAGGGUACACGCCGACAGAGUACCUUGUCCCGGUGGAGAUCCGUGGCGUGGGCGGCAGGACGCUCGAGGACGUGUGGGACGCAGACGAGGGCGCGCACGCGUUCGCGACUACCUCGGUGUCGGGCUUUCCCAACUUUGCUCUCGUGUUCGGGCCCAACUCGCUCCCGUCGAACAACUCGUGCAUCUUCAAGGCCGAGUGUGGGAUCGAGUACAUCGAGCGAGUCCUCUUCCGGCCCUUGCUCGUCGAGCGCUCGGCGCAGGUCAUCGACGUGCGCCGCGAAGCCGAGGUGCGAUGGACGGCGCAUAUCCGCCACCGCCUGACCCGCAUGGUCUGGUCGAGCGGCUGCGCAAACUGGUACCUCAACAAAUGGGGCCACAACACCACCAAUUUCCCCGCGAGCGGGAUGGAGUACCGCCGCAUGCUGGUCAGCACGACACUGGCAGACUACGACGUGCAGGGGAAGAAUGCCUGGUGGGGGGUGUACCGCGCGCUCGACUGGGUCACGUACUGGCCCUGGGCGGUGGUUCUCAACCUCCUGCUGCUGCUUGUCGAUGCGGCAGAGAAGCGCUUCCCGCUGUUGUAG
This is a messenger RNA of Vanrija pseudolonga, 1644 nucleotides long. RefSeq names its product Baeyer-Villiger monooxygenase. The transcript is spliced from 2 exons. Gene Ontology annotation, molecular function: flavin adenine dinucleotide binding; N,N-dimethylaniline monooxygenase activity; NADP binding. Bases 1 to 1644 code for a protein of 547 amino acids. NCBI's taxonomy places the organism in Eukaryota, Fungi, Basidiomycota, Tremellomycetes, Trichosporonales, Trichosporonaceae. The record is from RefSeq and is a predicted model, not a curated record.